This is a messenger RNA of Westerdykella ornata, 3240 nucleotides long. RefSeq names its product P-loop containing nucleoside triphosphate hydrolase protein. Gene Ontology annotation, cellular component: U4/U6 x U5 tri-snRNP complex; U2-type catalytic step 2 spliceosome; cytosol. The record is from RefSeq and is a predicted model, not a curated record. The coding region runs from base 51 to 3035 and encodes 994 amino acids. Gene Ontology annotation, biological process: mRNA splicing, via spliceosome. NCBI's taxonomy places the organism in Eukaryota, Fungi, Ascomycota, Dothideomycetes, Pleosporales, Sporormiaceae. The transcript has 3 exons. Gene Ontology annotation, molecular function: U5 snRNA binding; GTPase activity; GTP binding.
GAGCUUCAGUCGCAGUCAAUACAUUCCCAAUUUCAACAUCCGCCGCCACAAUGGAUGAUCUCUACGACGAGUUCGGUAACUAUAUCGGCGAGGCCGAGUCCGAGGAGGAGGAGGCGCAAACGACCGGCGAUGCGGCGGAGGCUUAUGUUCUUGACGAGGAAGCAGAGGAAGAGACGAACGACCAACAGCUCAUGGAAGUGGAUGAAGGACCUUCCAAUGCUGUAAUUCUUCACGAAGACAAACAAUACUACCCCUCCGCGUCCGAUGUUUACGGUCCCGAUGUCGAAGUAUUAGUGCAGGAGGAGGAUACACAGCCGCUUUCGCAACCCAUAAUCGAGCCCGUUGUGCAGAAGAAAUUCACAAUAGAAGAGACGGAGCUACCCCCGGUACACUUCAAGCGCGACUUCCUCACCGAUUUGACGAACUACCCAGAUCAAGUUCGCAACAUUGCCAUUGCAGGCCACUUGCAUCAUGGGAAAACAGCAUUCAUGGAUAUGCUUGUACUGGAGACACACGAUAUGCAAGAGAAAUUGGACAAGAAGAGGGGACGCAAGCGGGAAGAACAACUGCGGUACACGGAUGUGCACGUCUUAGAGCAGGAGCGAGGCCUCUCAAUCAAGGCAGCGCCCGUGACCUUGGUCCUGCAAAGCACUUCGAACAAAUCGCACUUGUUCAACAUACUAGAUACUCCUGGACACGUCAACUUUGCUGACGAGGUGGCGGCCUCUAUGCGGCUAGUGGACGGCGUUGUUCUGGUCGUGGAUGUCGUCGAGGGUGUACAGGUCAACACAGAGCAGAUCAUCAAGCAUGCGGUCCUCGAGGAUCUGCCUUUGACUCUGGUCGUGAACAAGAUGGAUCGUCUGAUGCUCGAACUCAAACUGCCUCCCAAGGACGCCUACUUCAAGAUAAAACAUGUAAUCGAGCAGGUCAACAUCGUCAUCGAGAAUACAAUACCGGGUAGGGGAGAAGGCCGGCGGCUGAGUCCGGAGAAAGGCAAUGUCGCUUUUGCUUGCACAAGUAUGCGAUGGUGUUUCACCAUACAAUCGUUCGCGAAAAUGUACGCCGACUUUUACCCAGGGUCGCGGGACCUGCCAGGGUUCGGUCAGCGCAGCAAGACAAUUGAUGCAGCCAAGUUCGCGUUGCGGCUGUGGGGCGACAUCUACUUCAAUCCCGCGAGUAGGAAGUUUAGUCGAAAACCGCAGGAAGAAAGCUCUCAGCGGUCAUUCGUGCAUUGGGUACUUGAACCCAUCUACAAGCUCUACUCUCAGACCAUAAGCCGAAGCCCCAAAGAAUUGGAGGAGAAGCUGGAUCAGUUGGGCAUCCGCCUGAAGCCUUCGCAGUAUAAGACGGAUGCCAAGGAACUGAUGAGACUUGUCUGUCAACAAUACUUUGGGCCUCCGGCUGGCUUCGUGGAUAUGGUUGUGCAACAUGUUCCAUCACCGAAAGACGGUGCACGGAGGUUGUUGGAGCGAUACUACACGGGUCCUCUUGACACGAAAACAGCGGAGUCGAUGCUGAAUUGCGAUCAGGAUGGUCCCUUGGUCGUUCACGUAACGAAACUUUUCAAUUCUACCGACGCCAAAUCAUUCCAUGCCCUGGGACGAGUGAUGAGUGGUAUAGCAAAGCCAGCCACUUCAGUACGAGUCCUGGGCGAAGGUUAUACGCUAGAGGACGAGGAGGACAUGGUAGUCGCCACAGUCACGGAUACCUGGAUCGCGGAAUCGCGGUAUAGUAUACCCACCAGCGGUGUGCCGGCAGGCAAUUGGGUACUCCUCGGCGGUGUUGACAACUCCAUUGUCAAGACAGCAACCAUCGUCGCACAAAAGCUUCCUGAGAAUGAGGAUGCUUAUAUCUUCCGGCCCAUCCGCCACUUCUUCGAGUCCGUUUUCAAGGUUGCUGUCGAGCCCAUAAAUCCUUCCGAACUUCCCAAGAUGCUUGACGGCCUACGAAAGAUCAACAAAUCUUACCCUCUCAUUACGACAAAGGUGGAAGAGUCAGGCGAACACGUCAUUUUGGGAACGGGCGAACUAUAUAUGGACUGCGUGCUGCACGAUCUACGUCGGUUGUACGCUGAUAUGGAGAUCAAGGUCUCCGACCCAGUGACAAGAUUCUGCGAAACUGUCGUGGAGAUGUCUGCGAUCAAGUGCUACGCCCUCACGCCAAACAAGAAGAAUAAGCUCACCAUGAUCGCCGAGCCGCUUGACGAAGGUAUCGCGGAGGAUAUUGAAUCCGGAAAGGUGAAUAUCAAGGAUCCCGUUCGUGUAGUCGGCAAAUUCUUCGAAGAGAACUAUGGCUACGACCUCCUGGCUUCUAGAAAUAUCUGGGCCUUCGGCCCUGAUGAAAUGGGACCCAACAUCCUCCAAAACGACACCCUACCUUCAGAGGUAGAUCCCAAGAUGCUCCGCUCAGUCCGAGACACCAUCCGCCAGGGUUUCAGCUGGGCCACGCGCGAAGGUCCUCUCUGUGAGGAGCCCAUACGGAACACGAAAUUCCGCAUUACGGAUGUCGAUCUCGCCUCAGAACCCAUCUUCCGCGGUGGCGGUCAAAUCAUCCCUACUGCCCGUCGUGCCUGUUAUUCUAGCUUUCUCAUGGCUAGCCCUCGGCUUAUGGAGCCUGUGUAUAGCUGCAACAUCACAGGUCCGGCGGACGCGGUAUCCAGCCUUUACACUAUAUUAGCGCGGCGGCGAGGUCACGUCUUACAGGAGGAGCCGAUUGCGGGGACGCCCUUGUAUAGCGUCCGUGGUCUGAUACCUGUCAUCGACUCUUUUGGCUUCGAGACAGAUCUUCGGAUCCACACCCAGGGCCAAGCUGCCGUCUCUCUCGUCUUCGACCGCUGGUCCAUCGUGCCUGGCGACCCACUGGACCGGGAAAUCAAGCUUCGUCCGCUGGAACCUGCGGCUGCACAGGCGUUGGCGAGGGAUUUCGUGCUCAAGACGAGGAGGAGGAAGGGGCUUGCGGAGGAUGUGACCAUCUCGAAGUUUUUGGAGCCGGAUCUAUUUAGGAGUUUGAAAGAGAGUGGGGUUUUGGAUGGAUAAGAAACGAUUCUGCCGGACUAUGUUGGUUAGGGGAAAUGGUCACAGUGAGAGCAUCGAAAGGUGCCUGGAUCCAACGGUCUUUUUGGAGGUGCUGUAUAGCAUGCAGUGGGGCGAUAGUCAGGGACUUUUUCACGUUUUCCGCGGGUUGGAAUGCGGUGGGAUAACGUACCGUGCGGCAAUGAUCUGUAUAACAUUUAUACCCUUA